Molecule: messenger RNA, 7901 nt
Organism: Anolis carolinensis (green anole)
Lineage: Eukaryota; Metazoa; Chordata; Lepidosauria; Squamata; Anolidae
Gene: pld1
Product: phospholipase D1
Exons: 26
Coding region: 238-3351 (1037 amino acids)
Biological process (GO): phosphatidic acid biosynthetic process; intracellular signal transduction; phospholipid catabolic process
Cellular component (GO): intracellular membrane-bounded organelle; plasma membrane region
Molecular function (GO): D-type glycerophospholipase activity; phosphatidylinositol binding
Source: RefSeq, a predicted model, not a curated record
CUUAAACUGCCUCCCUGGGAUCAGCUCAGAGAUAUUUGAUCAGAGACACUUGGAAAGACGCUGCUUUUCCGGCAUAUGAAGAGUCUGUGCAUAAUUUUGUAACCCUGGGCACUGGCAAGGACUUUUAACAACACAGAAGAAGAGUUGAGUUUUGCAAAGGGAGCAAAAUGACAGGACCAUGGGGCACCUUCCUCCCAGGGGGCACAAGCCCCCUGUUCGUGAGUGUGAACAUUUACGAUGUCUCUAAGCAAUGAAAAGAAGGUGAACACCUCGGUACUGAGGAAAAUAGCUGAUGACAUGAGUAACAUAAUCGAAAGCCUCGACACGAGGGAGCUCCACUUUGAAGGGGAGGAGGUGGACACAGAUGCCCUCCAUGACCCAAAAGAACCUGUGGGUAUUCCAUUCUCUGCCAUUUACAACACUAAAGGCUUUAAAGAGGCUCAUAUGCAAACUUAUCUAACCGGAUGUCCGAUUCGAGUGCGGGUUUUGGAAGUGGAGCGUUGUACCUCAACAACAAAGGUACCAAGUCUACAUGUUUACACUAUUGAAUUAACCCAUGGGGAGUUUACAUGGCAAGUGAAAAGGAAAUUCAAGCACUUUCAAGAAUUCCACAGGGAACUGCUUAGAUAUAAAGCUUUUAUACGGAUUCCCAUCCCCACAAGAAGGCACACAGUCCGAAGGCAGACUGUCAAGAGGGGAGAAGCAAGGCAAAUGCCAAGCUUACCCCGCACCUCUGACAACAUGGUUAGAGAAGAACACCUCUCCAGCAGAAGGAAACAACUGGAAGAUUACUUAACAAACCUCUUAAAAAUGCCCCUAUAUAGGAACUAUCAUGGAACGAUGGAAUUCAUCGGUGUAAGCCAACUGUCAUUUAUCCCUGAUCUUGGACCAAAGGGCAUAGAGGGUAUGAUCAUGAAAAGGUCUGGGGGUCACAGAAUCCCUGGCUUGAAUUGCUGUGGGCAAGGAAGACUUUGCUACCGAUGGUCCAAAAGGUGGUUAGUAGUAAAGGAUUCUUUUCUACUGUACAUGAAGCCAGACAGUGGAGCCAUUUCAUUUGUCCUACUGGUAGAUAAAGAAUUCAGCAUAAAGAUUGGCAAGAAGGAAACAGAAACAAAAUAUGGACUUCGAAUAGACAAUCUCUCCAGGUCUCUAAUUUUGAAAUGCAAUAGUUAUAGACAUGCUCUCUGGUGGGGUCAAGGAAUAGAAGCAUUCAUACAGAAAAAUGGCAAGAACUUUCUCCAGCAUCAUCGGUUUGGUUCUUAUGCAGCUGUCCAGGAGAACACCUUAGCAAAAUGGUAUGUGAAUGCAAAGGGGUAUUUUGAAGAUGUUGCAAAUGCCAUGGAGGCUGCCAAAGAAGAGAUUUUCAUCACAGAUUGGUGGCUGAGCCCAGAAAUAUUCAUGAAGCGUCCAGUGGUGGAAGGAAAUCGUUGGAGAUUAGACUGUAUUUUGAGGAGGAAAGCUCAACAAGGAGUGAAAAUCUUUGUCAUGCUCUACAAGGAGGUUGAGCUUGCUCUUGGCAUCAACAGCGAGUACACCAAGCGUACCUUAAUGCGUUUGCAUCCCAACAUUAAGGUAAUGAGGCACCCGGAUCAUGUGUCUUCUACUGUGUAUUUAUGGGCUCACCAUGAGAAGCUAGUGGUUAUUGAUCAGUCCAUUGCUUUCGUUGGAGGCAUUGACUUGGCUUACGGCAGAUGGGAUGACAUUGAACAUCGGCUAACUGAUGUUGGCAGUGCAAAACGGAUGACAAGCACAAAGUCUGAGUCUUCAACAAAUCUCUCUUCUUUAGCUGAUACAACUGACGCAUCAACUACUGAGCUUCCAACAGAGUCUGCAGUGAAACUUUCAUCGUAUGGAAACUUUGAUGACCCACCUGAUCCUUCAAGAAUGAAAGGGAUAGGGAGACCUAGGAAGUUUGCCAGGUUCAGCAUCUACAAGCAGCUCCACAGACAUGGCCUACAUCAUGCAGACAGUGUGAGCAGUGUAGACAGCGAUUCGAAUAAAGGUUCGAUCCGCAGCUUGAAGACAGGUGUUGGAGAGCUUCUUGGUGAAACCCGAUUUUGGCAUGGAAAGGAUUAUUGCAACUUUGUCUUCAAAGACUGGGUUCAGCUUGAUAAACCCUUUGCUGAUUUCAUUGAUCGCUACACUAUGCCAAGGAUGCCAUGGCAUGACAUUGCUUCUGUGGUGCAUGGCAAAGCUGCAAGGGAUGUGGCUCGGCACUUCAUUCAGCGCUGGAAUUUCACAAAGAUCAUGAAACCCAAAUAUAGAUCCCUGUCGUACCCUUUCCUGUUGCCAAAAUCCCAAUUAACAGCUGAUGAUCUGAAGUACCAAGUCCCUGAGGCAAUGAAUGCCAAAGUGCAGGUGCUUCGCUCUGCUGCUGAUUGGUCUGCUGGGAUCAAGUAUCAUGAGGAAUCCAUCCAUGCUGCUUAUGUCAAUGUGAUAGAAAACAGUGAACACUACAUAUAUAUAGAGAACCAGUUUUUUAUCAGCUGUGCCGAUGAGAAAGUUGUAUUUAAUCGGAUAGGUGAUGCCAUUGCCCAACGAAUCCUCAAAGCCUACAGGGAAAACAAACGGUACCGAGUCUACAUAGUCAUCCCUCUGCUGCCUGGAUUUGAAGGUGAUAUUUCAACAGGAGGAGGAAAUGCGCUGCAAGCAAUCAUGCAUUUUAACUACAGGACCAUGUGCAGAGGAGAUAAUUCGAUCCUGGGACAGCUCAAAGCCGAGAUGGGAGACCAGUGGAUUAACUACAUCUCCUUCUGUGGGCUCCGAAACCAUGCUGAGCUGGAAGGGAAACUUGUCACAGAGUUGAUCUAUGUUCACAGCAAGCUGAUGAUUGUCGAUGACAACACAGUCAUAAUUGGCUCAGCUAACAUCAAUGACCGCAGCAUGCUAGGGAAACGAGACAGCGAAAUGGCCAUUGUUGUGCAGGACACGGACACCAUUCCUUCUGUCAUGGAUGGAGAGGACUACAAAGCUGGAAGAUUUGCUCAGUCUCUCCGCCUUCAGUGCUUUAGAGUUGUCUUUGGCAGUUCAGUUGAUGCAAAUGAUCUCCAAGAUCCUGUUAGUGACAAAUUCUUCAAGGAAGUGUGGGUUGCGACAGCUGCGCGCAAUGCCACCAUUUUUGAUAAGGUUUUCCGAUGCCUUCCCAGUGAUCAGGUAACCAACUUAGCCCAGUUACGGGAAUUCAUCACCAUACCAAAACUUGCUUGUGAGAAUCCUGCUAAAGCAGCAGAAGAACUCAAGAAGAUCCGAGGAUUUCUAGUCCAGUUCCCUUUUCGUUUUCUAGAUGAAGAAAAUUUACUUCCUUCUGUUGGAACAAAAGAAUCCAUGGUGCCCAUGGAAACUUGGACUUAAGAAGAUUUAGCCUAAAUAGGAUUUUUUUAAAGCAGGGUCCUGUGGAAACCUCCUGGAUGAAUUAUGGUUGCCUGGGACCUUUUUGCCCUUGGAAAAGAAGUUUGCACUGAUCCAGAAGUGCCUUUGAUGGGGGAAAAAUCUGAUAUAUCAGGGAAGAACAAUGGAUAACUGACAAGUUCUACCUACUAAUAAGUUAUGCUACAUAUAAACAACCUGAGAAUGAAGGGAAUGCAAACCAAGAGCCCAUAAAUCAUACUACAAGACAUUUGUUCCAUGCAUGCUUAGUUUCCAUGUCUGGUUCUUUGGAACAGAAUCUAAACAACUGGGAUAUGACAUCCACUGAUAAUAUUCAUUGGUUCAACCGGUCAAUAUCCAGGGAUCAAUUUUUACACUGUAAUAUAAAGCCACUGCUUAUGGAAUUAUCUCUUGUAUCAGGAAAUGUGAAUUUCAUGUGUCCAAUUUCAGAGCAAUGCACUGAAAACUUAGCUGUGUGCUGUGGAAAUGCAUGUGCUGUAAUUGUGAUUAUGCAACCAUUGUGGUAGGUAAGCAAUUUAUGUUGCUUAAAUCUUGAAUUCUAGAUGGUCUAACUAGAGUUUCUUUUUUAACUCCUUGUUAUGGUAUUCUCUAAAUUGUGUAACAACUGCUGAGAACACUGCGCGAUGCCACAAUACUGUGUUCGGCAUGACUGUGAUCACUGUUUAUUAAGUAGGUCGUAAAAUUUUGCACAAAGCUUCUCAGCUUUUCAGUGCUGUAUUUAGAACAAGAAAUACUUGGCAUGCUCACAUGUGUCACAUUAGAACAAUAAGUACUUUACACUUUCUGAGAGAGUGCUGGAAGAACUUGAUACUAGUUAGUCCAUCCUGUUUUGUGCACAAGCUUGCAUAAAAGUCUUUUUGGACAAUGGAUUGCCAAAGUCCAUAGUUUCCCAAAAGGGACCAAUUAACGUUUUACUGCUGACUGCAAAACGUGACAAAAAUUUGUUUGGUCAAGUCUGUAAUGUCUGCGAUCAAACAGGAUAUAAGAUGUUUUAAAAUAUUUUGUGUUGACAUGGUGAAGUGUCUAAGUGCUGGAUUAAGAUUCCCUGCUUGGCCACUAAAACCCAACUGCUUGCCAUUGGGGAAGUCAUACUCUCUAAGCCUAAACAGUGACAAAUCUCCUCUGAAAACUGCCAAGAAAACUGACAGAGUUGUUAAGUCAGAGUUGAACCGAAGACUCGUAACAACAAUAAAACAAUCACUUUUGAUCCCCUGCUGCCACUGAACUGUACAUUAUCAUUGAGCAAAGGAGUAUAUCAUGCAGCAUGAACAAUGUACUAAAAUAGAAUAAAGUGGAAAGGACUAUAGUUCAGUAAUUUACAUGCAAACUUGUCUAUGAUGCAGCCAAUGUGGAAUGCAGAGAUUACUCAAGAGGCCAAUAACAGAGUAGACUUAAAGGGAGCAGUGUUUGCACCCAUAAAAGCCACUUUUGUUUUCCAGGAGUGAAUGAGCUACCUGGUCAGUAAUUUGCUUUUUCAGGCCUAUCAAAUUCUGAUCUCUCUUCAUGGGUAUCCACCAAAAAUGGUGACAUUGCUGCUUUAUUACUAUCGCUGUUUAUUACAAAGAAGCACAAGAAACUCAUACAAGACUUGCAGUUACCCCACCAAGAGAAUACAUGACGUUUUACUGAGCAUAGGUUUAACUUUAAAAAAUGGCAGUGUGUUUUUUAUAGUAUAAAAUGUAAUUAGCAUUUCCAUUUCCAUCUUAAGCACCUAUGUCACCUGCAUUAAUUAGAUAUAGAAUACUGUGUAAUUUCAGCUGAUAAGAACCACUGACCUUCCUCAAGGGCAGACCCAGUGCCCAACUUGACUGCAAGUGACUACAGAAAGAGAUUUUCCAUUCUGCUCAUUAGUGGCAUAGUCAGAAACCAUACACAUUCUUCAAAGUCAGUGAUUUGGUGGCACAUUUUGAUCUUUCAAUAAUUCAUGCACAGCAGCCUUACAGGGAAGAAUCUAAUAUGUGUUUCCACUAUUGUGUUGAUUGCUUUUGUGCUUUCUCAGGAUGUGUGUUUUUUUUUUUAAAAAAAAAACCUUUUACUGUUGCUUGUCAUGAACUUUGAGGACAAUCCAAUUUUUGGCAAAUCUGGUUGAUGCAUAGGGCUGUAGGAUUAAGAAUAGACCACUUUGUCAUUCGGUUCACAUUGCAUUAUUUUGAAUAAGCCUGACUCACUAACGCCAGAAAUCCCAGAAGGAGCAGGGAUGGGAGAAUGAAUGAAUUCAGGGAAGAACCUUUUUGGUGACUUAUUCUUGCAUAAAUGAGGUCCAUGCUUGUUCAGAAAUGGCAUAAAGAGGUAUCCAAUUUCUUCCUUACACAGCGAUUUUGGCUCAGCUGCACAACUGCUAUUGUAGCUGUGCUCCCAGUCUAAACGACCACUGAUUAGUAAAAAAUGCCCAUUACAUUGUCACCUGGCUGUAGCUGUCACUGCUGGAGAUUUCCAUGUAAAUAUAGUACUAGAAUUUUAUGCUCCACUGGUGCUGAAGUAAAGAGGUAGUGCAGUUUUGCAGAGAUAAAUAAGAAAUAUACUCAUUGUCAUAUAACUAUCACAGAGAGCUUAACUACUGGAGACAUCAACAUUGAUAGACCAACGGUGAAUGUGUUUAUGUGUUAGAUGUCUUUAUAGGAACAGCAAACUGCUGCCCCAGAGGAAAAGUGCAUGGUUAAAUGGCAAACUAGGCAAGAGCCCAGCUGCCUGUUUACAGCUGCAAAAGUUUAUCUGGCAGAAUUGUUGUGCAUGUUUUCUUUAAAAAAAAUUGCAAUUUCUUGGAUAGGGACGCAUUCUGUUGAGUUAAACUGAAAAAAAAUUAAGCCAUCUCAUAGCACUUUUGGACUAUUGAUCUGUUCAGUUUUGUUACCCAGAGAAGAAAUAAGCCAGACAAGAAUGAGAAGAUAACCUGGAUAUCAAUCAUACUUUUUCACUGACCCUGUGAUAUGUCUGGCCUCUUGGUGAAUCACAAUUACCUUGAUUGGUCUAUGUGGGUUAAUAUUUUAAGUGUUCUGCUGACCUUGACUCCUCCCUAUUUUUCUAGCCUUCAAGUUGCAUACCAUGUCAGGAAUUAAAAUCUGAAAGUAGAGAUAUUGGUCAAGAUUUAUCCCAUGAAAACUCCUGGAUUUUGCCAGCUGCUGAAGAAUCAGCAAGUGUACAUCAUAUAAUUUGGGGAGAAGCCAUAGCUGUAGUAGGAUACAUGCUAUCUGCGGGCCUUAAGUUCAACUCUUGGCACCUCCAAGAACACGGAAAAAAUGGGCCUAUUGUCAUGGUGAGAGAGUCAACAAGGCUGGACUAGAUACACCAAUAAAACAAGGUAGCUUCAUAUGUUCAUACUAUUUUCAUCAGGGAUUGAUAUACUUAAAGGACCCACUUUUUAAUAAAAAUGAUUCCAGAGUUUAAACAAAUUGGAUCAUACAUUUUCCAAUCUACUUCAAAUUGCCCAGGUAUCUACCAUUAGAUCUCAGAUGUUCUGCUGACCACCUAUUCUCAAGGCUGGGGUGUUUUGAAUGACAUGUGGAGAUGUCCUUGACAUGUUCAUUGUCAUUUGAGAUGUAGCUGUUUGAUAUGCAUGUUAGGGCCUUCUCAAGUUAUGGCACACCAGCUGUGAUUGUUCAGUGUGGCUUAGCAUAAAAAGCAACUUGAAGGUUUUGCUUCCUUCCUUUUUUAAUGCAAUAGGUUUCCUAUUGUUAUGCUGUUGUGUCUGUUGUUUUACAUCAAUGUGAUUGUUAUUUUAUUAUUGCUCUGUUUACUGCUGACUGUAUAUUCCAUUGGGGUCUACGUGUAGAAGCAAAGGCAAAUUACAAACAGCUUUAUUAAUAGAAAAAGGGCUCUGCUUAUACAGACAGGAAGGCACCCUAUGCACUUCUCCGAAUCACGACUUUUGGGGACCUUCAUGAAAACGUGAUCUCCCAUUGCUGCUGUAAUUGAUAACAGUUUAAAGCCUGCUGAAUCAGGAAUCCAUGAGAUUGAAGGACAAAAGGCAGUAUUGAUUGAAAAAAUCCUGCAGCCCUUAUAGAAUCAAAAUGAAAGGCAGCAACUAAUGGAAUUCAGAGACACUUUCCUUCUGACCUUUUAAGAAGGAAAGAAGUGUUCUUUUUGUUUUCUUGCAGUCAUCACAAGCUCCUUUGUUUUCUCACAUUGCUUUCCCCCCUAAAAUAGAUGUGGACACUGAGAAUAAGUAUAAUUUAUUUGUCUCCAUCCUUGACACAGAGAUAAUGGAAGAAAAACAAAGUAAGCUUUGUAAUUGGCUGGUGAAGUUCUUUUUGCAUUAAUGGAGUGCUCACUGGAUUAACUAGGUGGCAAGAUAAGCCUUUUUAAAAAAAAUCUUUAGAGAGAUUGGAACAAUGUUAUGUAUCUGUGAAAGUACAUUAACACUGUGAAUAUGCCUUCUGUGAAGGCUGCAGCAAUGCCAUUUGUUUUGUUUUAUACUGUCAAUCUUGCUAAUGACUGCUUUUGUCAUGAUUUUUCCUGCCUCUGUAAUUGGGAAUAUUUAACAUGUUCAUCAGCUGAAAUAUAUAACUAAAAUGUAA